AACGUCCGGAGCUGCGCAGUGGGAGUCAGCUGACAGUUGUGACCAACCAGCGGGUGUAACAUCUCAACUGAAGAGACCCUUGAACGGAGAAAAAAAAAAAGCCUCCCUCUGUCUAUACUAACCGUAUCAGCCGUGGAGAACCGGACAGCCGUUACCACCGAUACCCGGUCACGUCUUCUCGCCUCCUGCAGGAUGAGUGUCGGCGCUCCGAGAGGCCUGGCCAGCUCGGGGCAGAAGCCUAUCGCGGAGAUCCUCCACCCGCUGUCCGCCUCCGAGGAGCCGCUUUCCGUCACCGUCAACGUCGAAGGGAACAAGGAAGCAGGGCUGACCAAUGGCACGCCGGUUGAGACGUCGAGUCCCGCCUCCGCGUCCUCGCUGUUCAACAGGCUGCAGCUGGACGACGACCUGGAAGCAGACGUCCGGGACCUCUACACCUCCACAGAAACCCGUGACCUUUUUGUCACAGUCGACGACCCAAAGAAGCACGUCUCCACUAUGGAGACCUACAUCACCUACAGAGUCUCCACCAAGACAACAAGGAUAGAGUUUGACCUGCCGGAGUACUGUGUGCGACGGCGCUACCAGGACUUUGACUGGCUGAGGAUUAAGUUGGAGGACAGCCAGCCGACCCACCUCAUCCCUCCGUUGCCAGAGAAGUUUGUGAUGAAGGGCGUGGUCGACCGUUUCUCGGAGGAGUUCGUGGAGACGAGGAUGAAAGCUCUGGACAAGUUCCUGAAGCGAGUUGCCGACCAUCCCGUCCUCUCCUUCAACCCACAUCUAAACACUUUCUUGUCUGCCAAGGACCUGAACAAGCGUCAGGGUCUGGCCCUGCUGACCAAGGUGGGCGAGUCAGUGAAGCACGUGGCCGGAGGCUACAAGCUGCGGGCGCGGCCGGCCGAGUUCUGCGCCAUGGGAGAAUACUUGGACACCUUCAGCCAGAAACUGGGGACCAUCGACCGCAUCGCUCAGAGGAUCCUCAAAGAGCAAUCAGAGUACCUCACAGAGCUGCGUGAGUACGGCACCGUGUACUCCAGCUGGGCGGGGUCUGAGGAAGAGCUGCGGCGCCCCCUGGAGGGCGUUGCUGGCUGCGUGACGACGUGCUGUGGAUCGCUGGAGGACCAGAGUGACAGCAUGAGCCAGGACUUCCUUCCUGUACUCAGAGAGUACGUCCUCUACAUAGAGUCCAUGAAGAAUGUUUUGAGGAAGCGAGACCAGAGCCAGGCGGAGUACGAGGGUCGACUAGAAGCAGCCAUAUUGCGCAAACAGGAAGACAGAACACCAAUGCCGGUGGAGGUAGAGAAAUGCCAGGACAAAGUGGAGUGUUUCAAUGCUGACCUGAAGGCAGACUGGGAGCGCUGGCAGAGCAACAAGAGACAAGACUUCAAACAGCUUCUCACCAGCAUGGCCGACAAAAACAUCAAUCACUAUGAAAAGUGCCAGGCAGCGUGGGAGUCGCUUAUAACGCUCCUCCAGGACAAACAGACUGAGGACAAAACGAGUGAGACGAACUGAAACACCUCCUCAUGUGUCGGCCCCCUCUCUGUCUAACACACUCUCUCGUGCCAAGGAAAAGGACCAACCGGGGCAGCAGACUUGAACUGCUGGACUUUGCCCCUGUUCUCCUGUGAGAUGAUUGUACGGAGGGGAGUCGUCUCUCUCAGUGAUCUGACCUGCGAAGGAGGUAACGGAUGGUGCAUUCAAGGCUGGCGGGGAAAGAGGAGAGACCUACUAUGUACAGACACUUUUUGUUUUGUUUUUUUGUCGUUGUUCUUAUUGACUUUUUCUACUUCAUAUUUCCAAUUAACAGUUGCCAAUGCUGCUUGUGUUUAUUUAACCGCGGCCUCAGAGAGGCAUUUUUUCUGUCUGUUCUCUCCAUGUUCACAUUUAGCCAAGUGUUAUGGAUGACUCUUUAGCGUUGCAGAAAACAGAUACAAUAAUAUUAUUUUGCGUGGGCAUGAAGUAUUCAGAGCAUCCCCGAGAUUUUUUUCCCUGUCAGGUUGUAAAAGCCUUUGGAAAUGUAACACUAAAACUCUCCACUGAUACAAGACUCAUUAAAUUCUCUUUCAUCUCUUAAAGGGACCACAUUGGCUGUAAAUUUGAAUCUUACUACUUAAUACUUAAUUUAAAGGACCAUACCCAUUCAUGAAGCUAAGCACAGAUCCACACAGCAGAUUUGGUUAUACAUGUGUUUUGAGUGCAGUGUAGCAGCACCACCUAGUGGUUAACCUGCUAAUAGUUUUCAUUCUUUUGAAACUGGUGGCUAAUACCUCUGUUGGAUUCUCCUGAUAGCACAUGUUUUGUUUUAGUUUUUUUAAUUUAUUUUUUUACCAUGGCCAUUUAUACCUGCUGUAGGGAUUUCAACUUCUUCUUCAAGCGAAGGCUUUAACUUAGUUGGGGAUGCUAAAAGGAACAGCGGGCAGAAAACGUCUGCAUUGGGAACAUGCGGCAUUAUUGCACCUCAUUAACAAAAUGUGUCUUGUUUUAAGAAGAGAAAGUCUCGAAGGCUGGAUAUGACCUGAAAUAACCUUUUAGAAAAGAGUUCAGAGUUUAGAGCUGUCAUUGAGGCUUCUGGGAAAUCUCUGCGGUGUCACCUGAGGAGUUGGAUAGACCAGUGCUACAAAAUUAGUUUUGUGAAAGCUCUUCAGGUCAGAGCCAGAUGUUGCAAAAACUACAUUCUGAGUGAUACACCCUUUUACUUUAAAAUCUAACGAGACUAAAUGACUCAGUACUGUGGAAAUGGUUUACAGUUUAGUUCUGUUAAUCCCCUCUGACUGAGCAGUUUGACGAUGUGACCUUGUCUGCUCAGCUUUGACGCAUUUUUCUUUGACUCACAUUUUUAAGAAGGUGUGGUAGCACUGCAGCAUGUACGGCGACCAACAGCAUUUUUGCGUAACACUUGUUUCCUUUUAUGGGUUUUUUUUUUUUGGCUCAAAAUGUUGUUGAUGAUGUGGCCUUGCCUUGAAGGAAAAAUCCAUUCUGAGAUAUUCUGUUAUAAAUACAUCAAUGCCUCAUCUUUGAUGAACCCACUUUAUUUAGUGAUUUCUGACUUUUCCCAAAAUGGCUUUCAGCCAUAGAAGAUAAAUGCAGCUUGCUGAGAGUUUAAUGUUAUUCCUUUUAAUAUCCUGGCUAAUUUGAAUUUCCUCAGCCGUACUGCGAGCUCAUUACGGUCAGCAUAAAGUAGCGAAAACUCAACCAAUGAUGACCACGGGCAGACUCAGUAAGGGACAUCUUCAUCAGAACCACAUUUACAAAGACACUGAUUUGAACUUUUGUUCAUUUGUGGCACAGAUCCCACAGUGUUGUAACCUCAUGAACAGAAUUUUUUUCCCCCAACAAAUGUAAUAAUAACUUCUGUUUGAUGACGAGUUUCUUCAGCGUCAUUUCAUUUACUGAAAGGAUUUUCAGAAAUAAAGUGCUGAUUUGACUUGUUGCGGUCUGUGAGAGGCUUUGUUAAAAACAGAGAAAUCUCCUGUGUUUUUAGUUGUUUCUUUUAAAUGUCCUUUGAUCUAAUUGUCCUGGAAUGGCCCUUGUCCUGUUUUUUUAAGCUGAUGUCGCAUUACUGAGCCUGCCCUCAGUGUAGCCAAAUGCGAGUGCUGUAAGACAGCGAUGAGAGUAAGUUACUUUGGCUGUUUUUAGUACUUUGUCAGUUCUCUUUUUAUUUGUCCUUCAUGUUUUCCUCGAGCUUUAAAAGCAUGAAGCAGCUUCUUCUUACUACCAGAAGUCAGUGAGGUGGCACAUGAAGAAAAUAGAAUUUUUAUUUUGGCAUUUUGAAUGCAGCCAGUUAGACGGAGAGAAGCUUUCUGAGUAACUGUGUUCUAGUGUCGAGGCAGCUACGAACAGUACUACAGAUACACUAAUGCACAAUUAUUGUAUUUGUACUGAAAUAUUAAAAUCCACAUGUUUCUUUCACAUAUACUGUAGAAGAAGACCUCCGUUUUUAUCCCCAAACUACUGCUAGAACCGUUCCACUAUAAUUUUCCACAUUUUCCAUCCUUUUUAUGUUAAUUUUCAUAACUUACAUGAACAUGCACCACAAUGGAAGAUAUUUUAAAAAUGGUUUAUCCAAACCUCACAGACUGAGUCACUGUUAUUCACUUGGCAAGAGCAGGAAUUCAGGAAAGGUAAUGCAUCACUAUUAAGCAAAGUUAAAGGUACCCUGUAGAGUUUUUGACCACUAGUAGCACUAUGGAGCAGUGUUUUUGUGAGUGGGUCCCCAAUUUGUUUUUUAUAUAUAUAUAUAAUUAGUUUUGACUAUAAAGUUUCAGAUUUCAAAAUCUGUUCACCAUUUCAUAUUAGUGCACUGCACUCGGGAACAGAAAUGAGAGAGCAAGUUAAUAUAAUGACUUGAUAAAGAACUAAGGAAUAGGAAAUGUAGCAAACAUGAUAAAAGUUAAUCUGAUAGGACAAAAAGCGGCUUUGAUCACGGUUUCCUUUUAGUUCUGUUUUAUUUACUGGAUCCGAUCGAUACUCUGUAUCUGUUUGUUUACAGCUGAUCACUGUAAAUCGUGGCAGUGAUUUUUAAAACGAAGGCACGGUGCAUCUGUAGGCUUUGCUGCUAUAAAUGCUGUAAAUGAAGUAACU
Siniperca chuatsi (mandarin fish) is the source of this 4581-nucleotide messenger RNA. It is a transcript of the gene snx30, whose product is annotated as sorting nexin family member 30. Gene Ontology annotation, molecular function: phosphatidylinositol binding. The transcript is spliced from 9 exons. The coding region runs from base 193 to 1512 and encodes 439 amino acids. Lineage: Eukaryota; Metazoa; Chordata; Actinopteri; Centrarchiformes; Sinipercidae. The record is from RefSeq and is a predicted model, not a curated record.